GCAGGACAGAAGGAAGAGACCGCGGGAUAUGCACACUCCAAACACCUGCAUUUGUUCACUUGCAUUUCAGCCUGUAACAGCCAUGGGUUACCGUUAAGUCACUGUUGUAACGGUCAUUACAACGUCGUAUGUGGUAGUUGCCAUUGAGACUUUUAAGUUAUUUUGGAUCAAAUCCUCACAGUUCAUCGGAUCAAAUGUUUUAUUUUCAAUCAGUGGGUGUUGACUGAAAAUGCAACACAUUUGAGCCGGGGAUUCUAAACGUUUCGCCGGUUUUUCGUGGAGAUUUAUUUUUCAACAAGGUUUUCAUUUCUUCCAUUUCAUCGACGAAGUGCAAAUCGGUCGGAAUGUAGCAGGAGGCUGCAACUUUGAAUCCGCGACCAGCGACUCUCUGGUGCCGAGCAGAAGCAGAAGAUUUAGACAUCUGUAGGCUACCCUCGUGGCCGUUACCAUGACAACAUCUGGAGCCCGGCUUCUCCUUGUGGCCCUGUGUGUUUACAGUGGCCAGGGCCUCCAGCAGUCAGCUCCCCGUGUCCGCCUGUCUUUCAAAGAGCUGCUGGACACGCGCGCGGCCCGGCCCUUCAGCUUCGCCUUCAACACCAGCGACUACCGCAUCCUCCUGAUGGACCAGGACCAGGGCCGGCUGUACCUGGGCAGCCGGGAGUACCUGGUGGCCCUGGACAUGCAGAACGUCAACAAGGAGCCCCUCAUAAUCCACUGGCCGGCGUCUGCGAAAAGAAAGGGAGAAUGUCAGAUGACAGGAAAGGGAAGACAGGGUGAAUGUGCCAACUUUGUGCGGUUAAUAGAGCCGUGGAACCGCACCCACCUCUACACCUGUGGAACGGGGGCCUACCAGCCCAUCUGCACCUUCAUCAACCGGGGAUGGAGGGCGGAGGACUACCUGUUCAGACUGGUCCCCGGGUAUGCGGAUUCAGGGAAGGGGAAAUGUUCCUACGAUCCGAACCAGGAGAACAUUGCCGUUCUGAUCGACGGCAAUCUCUACGCAGGGGUCCACAUCGACUUCAUGAGCACGGAUGCUGCUCUGUUCAGAACCAUGGGGGGCCGGACAGCAAUCAGGACGGAGCAAUAUGACUCUCGGUGGCUCAACGAGCCGGUGUUCCUGAAGAUCCAGCAGAUCCCAGACAGCGCAGAGCGGAAUGACAACAAGCUGUACUUCUUCUUCCGUGAGAAGAGCCUGGACUCAGUGAGCGGGGCGAGCCCCAGCGUCCUGGCCCGCGUGGGGAGAGUGUGUCUGAACGACGAGGGGGGGCAGAAGUCUCUGGUGAACCGCUGGACCACGUUCCUGAAGGCCCGCCUCAUAUGCUCGGUGCUGGGGGAGGACGGGGUGGAGACGGCCUUUGAUGAACUCAGGGAUGUGUUCAUUCAGCCAACGCAGGAUGAGAAGAACCCAGUGGUGUACGCUCUGUUCACCACCGCUGGCUCUGUGUUCAAGGGCUCAGCAGUCUGUGUGUACUCCAUGGCUGACAUCCGCAACGUCUUCAACGGACCUUUUGCCCACAAACACGGUCAUAACUAUCAAUGGACAGAAUAUACCGGAAAGAUACCAUACCCCCGGCCUGGCACUUGUCCAGGGGGUACUUUUACGCCUGGCAUUGACUCGUCCAAGGACUUCUCUGACGAGGCGGUGAACUUCAUGCGAGCCCACCCCCUCAUGUUCAACGCUGUAUAUCCUAUCCAUCGUCGCCCCCUAGUGGUGAGGAGCGGUGUAGACUACCGGUACACCGCCAUGGUAGUGGACCAGGUAGAUGCCGUAGAUGGCCGCUAUGAGGUGCUGUUUCUGGGGACAGAUCAUGGCACUGUCCAAAAGGUCAUCGUCCUGCCUAAAGACCCCACUAACCUGGAGGAGCUGACUCUGGAGGAAGUCGAGGUGUUCAGGAACAAGGCGGCCGUGAAGACAAUGAAAAUAUCUUCCAAAAGACAACAGCUGUACGUGUCCUCUGACGCCGGGCUGACCCAGGUGUCCCUGCACCGCUGCGGGGUGUACGGCCGGGCCUGCUCCGACUGCUGCCUGGCCCGGGACCCCUACUGCGCCUGGGACGGGGAGACCUGCUCUGCCUUCACCCCCUCCACCAAGAGGCGAAGCCGAAGGCAGGACGUCAAGCACGGUGAUCCGCUGCGACAGUGUCGAGGUUUCAAUGCCAAGGAGAACCGGCAGAAAGAGAUGGUGCAGUUUGGAGUUGAGGGCAGCAGUACAUUCCUGGAGUGUGAGCCACGCUCUCCACAGGCCUCCGUCAAAUGGCUCUUCCUCCGAGAAGGGAGGAGGAAAGUGCUCAGUCGGGCCGGCGGAGUUCUCAAAACCAACAACGGCAUCCUCCUGAAGGCGCUGAACCAGUCGGACGCCGGGCAGUACCACUGCCUGGCCACGGAGAACAACUUCAAGCACACGGUGACGCGCAUCGCCUUGCGCAUCCUGGACCGGGACAUCGUGCUGGCGCUGACCUCCCGCGACCCCGACAAGGAGCCCCACGCUCCGCCCAAAAGCCCGCCCCACGCCGCCCACCCGCACGCACCCCCGUCCGCCCCCGCCGCACCCACGCCGUUCCCGCCGGAGAUCAGACUGAUCCACCAGUACUGCCAGUCCUACUGGGAACAGAUGAGCUCAAAGAAGCAGCAGCAGCAGCAGCAGCAGCCGCCGCGGCGGCAGCAGACCCGCAAACGCACCAGCCGCAGGCACACAGAGAGCCAGGAGAAGGGCCUGGGCUAGACGCCGGCGGCCGGGACGCUGGAGACGAACUUCCAUUGUUACAGUGUCAUGCUCCCCCCGACCCCCUAGCCCCCCCCCCGACCGACCAGCCGACCACAUCCCCUCAACGUGAGACAGGUGGGGAUCUCGUGUCAUGAAAAAAUAUAAAGAAAUGUAAUAUAUUAGUUGUGAAUAUAAUAUAUUGAUGUUAACCGUUUGGACGGUAAUUUUAUUGAGAAGGCGUAAUGUGAGGUUAUCAAUGAAAACGACGUUGCAUGCUGUGUUCCUCUUCGCCGGUUGAAAGUCCUACUGUCUGUGGUUGUUGUUGUUGAUGUAGUUGUUGUCGUUGUUUAUGAUGAUGUUGUUCUCGCGGUUGUGUUUUGCAUUGUUGAAUAUCGCUGUCCCUUGGGUGUAUUGCUUGUGAUGGGUCCAGUUGCAGUUUAAUGUGGACGUGUGUAGUGACUUUGAGUGUCUACUUUCCUGGUGCCCUGCGCAUGUUUGUUGUAGACUUGUAUAGCGUACAGUGUUUUUCCAGUUAUGCACUUUGACGGUGGUGGUUUUAGAGGGAAUGAGUUCUUUUUUGCACAUAUAUGUAUGAGAUGAUAUGAUAUUUACAGCAUAGGACAUUUGUAUGAAAAUUUAAGGAAAUGGGAAUGAUACUGGCUUAGACCUAACAUAAAUUGUCAUAGAUAUGUCACAUACUGAAUGUUGAAAUGAUUUAACUGAAUGGUAUGAGCGAUGGCUCGUCUAGAUACAUUCUCAUAACCGGCCACCAUCAGCUACAAUUUGAGUAACAUAAAGCAGGCACCGACGAUGUUCAAAAUA
Messenger RNA from Gadus morhua (Atlantic cod), 3526 nucleotides. RefSeq names its product sema domain, immunoglobulin domain (Ig), short basic domain, secreted, (semaphorin) 3Ga (gene sema3ga). Gene Ontology annotation, cellular component: plasma membrane. Lineage: Eukaryota; Metazoa; Chordata; Actinopteri; Gadiformes; Gadidae. The coding region runs from base 449 to 2722 and encodes 757 amino acids. The record is from RefSeq and is a predicted model, not a curated record. The transcript has 18 exons. Gene Ontology annotation, biological process: neural crest cell migration; axon guidance; positive regulation of cell migration. Gene Ontology annotation, molecular function: chemorepellent activity; semaphorin receptor binding.